GACCGCUUCCAAGUUGUUCCAAUGACUAUCUUGUGCGUUAAGUUCUCUGUCCGAAUGCGUAACCGAGUGGGUAAGAGAGAGAACGAGUAGGUAAGAGAGAGAGAGUGUUUCUUCUUCUGCAAAGUCCAAAAUUCUCGAUAUUUCUCGGCAGAUUCAUAAUACAUUUUACUGGUGGAUAGAUUUAUUGAACACACAGUCACAGAAAGAGUGUGCCGAUUUGAAUGGGCUAAAUUUGAGCUUCCACAUAUAUAUAUUUUUUUGGCGUUUUGGGGGUUAAACUAAAUCUGGCAAACAUAGGGGGAUUGAGGCCUCGCCUGUCGUUGAAGCUUGCCCUAUCAGAGGAGCAGGACGACGAGGACUGCAGGCCUUGGCGUCGCAGGCUACCCAUGGCCUUCAGUUGGCUCUCCGUCCUCAAAAUCACCCUCCUCAUCUUCCUUCUCGCCGCCAUUACCACCGCUUGCCUCACUCUCCCCAUCGAAAAGAUACUGAAGGACUUCUUACUAUGGAUUGAACAUGAUCUUGGGCCUUGGGGUCCCCUUGUGCUGGCUAUCUCAUAUAUCCCUCUCACUGUUCUGGCAGUACCUGCUUCAGUACUUACACUCGGUGGCGGUUAUCUAUUUGGCUUGCCGGUGGGUUUUGUUGCCGAUUCAUUUGGUGCAACAAUUGGCGCAGCUGCUGCAUUCUUUAUUGGAAGAACAAUUGGGAGAUCGUUUGUUAUUUCCAAGUUAAAGAAUUAUCCGCAGUUCCAGGCAGUUGCAAUUGCAAUUCAGAGAUCUGGUUUUAAGAUUGUUUUGCUGCUUCGGCUUGUUCCUUUACUUCCAUUUAAUAUGAUGAAUUACCUCUUGUCCGUGACUCCGGUUCCAAUAGGGGAGUACGUGUUGGCUUCAUGGUUGGGAAUGAUGCCAAUUACUCUUGUGUUGGUAUAUGUUGGAACAACUCUAAAGGAUCUUUCUGAUGUGACACAUGGAUGGAAUGAGUUUUCAAAAUCUCGCUGGGCAUUUAUCGGAUUGGGCCUUGUGGUGUCUGUGGUUCUAAUGGUUUGUGUCACUAGAGUUGCAAAGGCUGCUCUGGAAAAAGCACUGGCUGAAAAUGAGGAUGUAGAUAGUGUUAUAAACUCGCCCCAACUACCGGUUGUCUCUGAUCCACCUGCAGAUCUCCACCAGCCACUUAUAAUCAAGAUAGACCCUUGUCAAGAACACCAUGAAAAAUGAAGUCUUAUGUUCUUUGUAAAUUCUUCAGCCACCCUUCUUACAAGGCUUUGUUUAUCUUUUACUCAGCACCUUUGAUGUUUGUUGUUCUUAAUUUGUAAAGUUGCAUUGUUUAUCACAUGUAGUUUUAGACAGAUGUCUAUUAUUUUAUAAUGGGUGGGACUGUCUUUCCAACUAUACAUUUAGUGUAUAUAUGAUUUCUUUAGUACACCAUGAUUUGAAGAGUGUCAGUUUGGUGUUA
Cornus florida is the source of this 1449-nucleotide messenger RNA. RefSeq lists its product as uncharacterized. Bases 387 to 1211 code for a protein of 274 amino acids. The transcript is spliced from 9 exons. Gene Ontology annotation, cellular component: membrane. The record is from RefSeq and is a predicted model, not a curated record. Lineage: Eukaryota; Viridiplantae; Streptophyta; Magnoliopsida; Cornales; Cornaceae.